Molecule: messenger RNA, 1035 nt
Organism: Micropterus salmoides (largemouth bass)
Lineage: Eukaryota; Metazoa; Chordata; Actinopteri; Centrarchiformes; Centrarchidae
Exons: 4
Coding region: 1-747 (248 amino acids)
Source: RefSeq, a predicted model, not a curated record
AUGAGCGCGAUUAUCUGCAGCUGCCUGUUAGCCUUUGCUCUGAGCUGUAAAGUCUCUGCAGCUAUAAAUCACGAGGAGCAUGAGAACCCGGCCAUUCUGCAGUGUCACCAGGUCACUCUGCGAUGUCCUCACCCUGUGGAGGGUAAAGUGACGUGGAGCAGAGAGAUUAAUGGAAACAAAGUCAACAUACUUACAGCUGAUGGUGACGGAGACUUAAGACACAAUGAUCCCAACAGACGAUACAGUUCACCGGGAGAUAAGUCACUUUACAUCAGCAGAGUUACCGUCUCAGACGCUGGAAGAUACUUCUGUAAUAAUGAACCAGCUGUGGAGCUGACGGUGAUCCCACAAGGGACAGUCAGAGUCACGGCUGCAGAGAGGACCAGGGUCACUCUGAAAUGCCCCCCUGAUGUUGGAGGAUCAGCUGUUCCAACAUGGAGCGGAGACUCUGGUGAAAUACAGCAAAAAGGACGUUUUAAUGUUUCACCAGUUGACAAUACGCUGACUAUAACAGACCUGCGGCCUGAAGACUCUGGACUUUACUACUGUGAUGGAAAACCAGCUGCGUAUCUGACUGUGACCAAAGGUAACAAGACACCACGUGCAACCACCUCAACACCAACAACAAGACAAACAACAUUGUCAGCGGCAACAAAGUCUCCUCCGGCAGCAGCAACCGGACCAUUUACACCACCUGCAAACACUACAACAAACAAAAAAAGGUCCCAACAAGAAACCCGGGAAUGAGAACGAGUGUAGCAUUAUGGGCAGCAGAGCGUGUAGCCUUCCCCAUGUUUAUUGUUAAACGUUAAUUUGUCUUUUGUGCUUCUACUACAUUCUUCAAGGUCUCUGUGACCACAUUUUGUUCUGUCGUCUGCACGGAGGCAUACCCCACAGGGAGCAUGUCUGAAUCAGAGCGUUUUGCCGGCCUGAUUUUGCUGACAUGUUUAGAUUUUGUUGAUUUGGUAAUUACUGCUUGCUUAUUGUGCUUCUACUAUGAGAGAGUAGGCUACGUAGUUAAAUGGUUUCUUUAUC